Alnus glutinosa is the source of this 1809-nucleotide messenger RNA. RefSeq lists its product as uncharacterized. NCBI's taxonomy places the organism in Eukaryota, Viridiplantae, Streptophyta, Magnoliopsida, Fagales, Betulaceae. The transcript is spliced from 4 exons. The coding region runs from base 1 to 1809 and encodes 602 amino acids. The record is from RefSeq and is a predicted model, not a curated record.
AUGGAAGUAACUUUUGGGAACAUGAAAGUGAAGUUAAACAUCUUCAAUGCUUUUCAGCAUCCAUCGGAUACGGAGGAGUGUUUCUUUGUGGAUAAGAUUGAAGAAACAAUUGAAGACACACUCCCCCACCUUUUGACAAGUGACCUAUUGGAGGUUUGCCUAUCUCACUUCAAAGUUAAGGACUUCAGCACGGAGCAAUAUGUUGACGAGGUUAAUUCCCUUCUUGACAUUGCAGCUGCAAUGGACUUUCCACCCUGUAGAGUACCAAAGGAGCCCUUACCCUUUACAUCAGGCAUUCCUCCAGUUUCUUCCCUCAUCACCCCGCCAAAACUUGAGCUAAAACCGCUUCCAGCAAAACUCAAGUAUGCCUACUUAGGAUUAAAUGACACUCUCCCGGUCAUCAUUGCUGCGGAUUUACAGAAAGACCAAGAGAGCAGUUUAUUGGAUGUUCUGAAGGAACACAAAGAGGCCAUUGGUUGGAGUGUUGGGGACUUAAAAGGGAUUGACCCCUCCAUUUGCAUGCAUCGCAUUCAUUUGGAGGAUAAUGCUAAGCCCUCUCGCGAGGCACAACGUCGAUUGAAUCCUAAAAUGAAGAACGUGGUCAUGGAAGAAGUAGUGAAAUUGUUGCGGGCAUCAUUUACCCCAUCUCAGACAAACGUCUUACCGGCUAGAGUUACUAUUGCUUCCAAGAUGGAUAUUCAGGAUAUAAUCAAGUGGCCGUUGAUCCUCAAGAUCAAGAGAAGACAACUUUCACCUGUCCCUUUGGAGACAAAUUUAAUUUUGAGUUGGGAGAAGAGCCAUUUCAUGGUUCAAGAAGGAAUAGUAUUGGGACACAUAGUGUCCAAAAGAGGACUUGAGGUCGACAGAGCGAAAGUGGAGCUAAUUUCUAAACUUUCACCACCUACUACGGUGAGGCAAAUUCACUCGUCUCUUGGACAUGCCGGUUUUUAUCGCCACUUCAUCAAAGAUUUUAGCAAAAUUUCAAGACCCUUGUGCAAUCUUCUUGCCAAGGAGACUCCUUUCAAUUUUGAUGAAGCGUGUCUGAAGGCAUUCGAGACACUUCGGUCACUUUUAUCCUCAGCCCCUAUCAUGAAGACCCCUAAUUGGUCUCUCCCAUUUGAAAUAAUGUGUGAUGCAUCUAACUACGCUAUCGGUGCAGUUUUGGGUCAGUGUGAGGACAAGCUCCCUCACGCUAUUUACUAUGCUAGCAAAACUCUGUUGGAUGCUCAAGUAAAUUACACAACUACGGAAAAAGAGUUGCUAGCAGUUGUUUUUGCCUUGGACAAAUUCCGCUCUUAUCUUUUGGGGUCCAAGGCACCGAUUGGCAUGUCGCCAUACCGGUUGGUUUAUGGCAAAGCAUGCUAUUUCCCUGUUGAGUUGGAGCACAAGGCUUGGUGGGCCAUAAGGACUUUUAAUUUUGAUAUGAAAUCAGUUGGAUCCCACCGGAGACUACAAUUGAGCGAGCUUAAAGAGCUGAGUAAUGAUGCAUAUGAAAGUGCCCGGAUGUACAAGGAAAAAACUAAGGCAUUUCAUGAUAAAGACAUCCGGCCUAAAACUUUCGUCUCGGAUCAGAAAGUAUGGCUAUACAAUUCUAGACUUAGCCUAUUUCCUGGUAAGCUCCGAUCGAGAUGGGAUGGCCCAUUCAUUGUCACAUCAGUCUUCCCUCACGGAGCAGUUGAGCUAAGAGACCCGAAGAGUGGCCAAAUUUUCAAGGUCAAUGGUCAGAGAUUGAAAGCCUACAUCCAGGGUGUUGAGCCUAAGGAAGAUGUGGAUUCCAUCGAUUUGAUGGAUCCCAUCUAUUUGAAGUAA